AUGUCGUUUUUCCAAAACUUCAAUACUCAUACAUUGAGAUCCACCAGAGGAUUCAAGUUGAAAUCCCCUUCACCAGACUCCAAGCCUAUGCCACACUCCAUGGCUUCAAACUUGCCGCCUUUGCCAAAUCUUUCAGCACAGGAGUCUCCAGAAUACAACUCAAACCUGCCGUUCCAAACGGUUUUGGCGACACCAGGAACACAAAACAUAACCUCACACAAGGAUAUCCGGAACUAUGCUGAGCAGACCUUGGGCUCCGAUAACGCGCUAAUCAAGGCAGUCAAACUUCCCAAGGAUGAGGAUGUCAACGAGUGGCUAGCUGUCCAUGUGGUUGAUUUCUAUAACCAAAUCAAUAUGUUGUAUGGUUCCAUCACCGAGUUCUGCUCGCCUCAAACAUGUCCUAGGAUGAUUGCCACAGAGGAGUAUGAGUAUUUGUGGCAAGAUACCUCAGCUUCAGGGAGUGGAGGAGUCACGUUGAAGAAGCCAGUUUCAUUACCGGCUUGUGAGUACGUGGAGAAUUUGAUGAACUGGAUUCAAAACUUCUUCGACAACGAUAACAUUUUUCCAUCCAAGAUCGGUGCUCCUUUCCCCCAACAAUUUCCAACUUUGGUGAAAACCAUCUUCAAGCGUCUUUUGCGUAUCUAUGCGCAUAUUUACUGUCAUCAUUUCCAUGAAAUCUCCGAGUUGGGCUUGCAAAGUCAUCUCAAUACAAGUCUAAAGCACUACGUCUUGUUUAGCAACGAGUUUGACUUAAUUAGUCGGCGUGACUACGGUCCUCUAGAGGAUCUCGUACAGACAAUGUUGAAGAUUUAA
Messenger RNA from Australozyma saopauloensis, 813 nucleotides. It is a transcript of the gene MOB1, whose product is annotated as Mob1p. NCBI's taxonomy places the organism in Eukaryota, Fungi, Ascomycota, Pichiomycetes, Serinales, Metschnikowiaceae. The record is from RefSeq and is a predicted model, not a curated record. Bases 1 to 813 code for a protein of 270 amino acids. The transcript has a single exon. Gene Ontology annotation, molecular function: protein kinase activator activity. Gene Ontology annotation, biological process: positive regulation of protein phosphorylation; signal transduction; cell division. Gene Ontology annotation, cellular component: nucleus; cytoplasm.